AUGCCUGCUGAACAAUUUGACGAAAAGACUCAAAUUGAACAAACUUCAAACAUUGAAGCUAAUGAUUCUUUAACAAAAGAAUCAACAGCUGCUAACCCUUCAGGAGGGAUUUUCAAGACAAACACUUCAAGUUCAGGAACUUCUUCCAAAGAAAAAGCUGCCCUAACUGAUGGUGCCUCUCCAACUGAAGAUCAAAAUAUCUUGACCCAAUAUGAUUUGGAACAAGUUAUGAAUAUGGGGAGAAAUUUCGCCCUAAAGCAUGAUUUACCAGAUCCUGAAUUAUUUGCAAGAGGUGCUGCAUUAGCUAGAAACCCAAAGGAUUAUAAUCGUUUAUCUUUCUUGUCUGAUGAAGAAAAAGAGGCUGCUUAUAAUGAAAUUCAUCAUCCUUGGAGAAUUCCAUGGAAAUUGAUUCAAAUCAUUUUUUCAAUUUCUCUUUGUGCUGCUACUCAAGGUGCUGAUGAAACUGUUAUUAAUGGUGCUUUAUUAUUUUAUCCAAAAUAUAUGGGGAUUGCUAAUAAUGAUGAACGUUCAAGAUGGUUGGAAGGUUUAGUCAAUGCUGCUCCUUAUUUAUGUUGUGCUGUGAUUGCUUCUUUUAUUACCGAUCCUGCAAAUAAGAGAUGGGGUCGUAAAAAAGUUAUCUUUUGGUCAAGUUUUGCAUCUUCUGUCACUUGUUUUUGGCAAGGUUUUACCAAUAAUUGGUAUCAUUUAUUUAUUGCUCGUUGUUGUUUAGGUGCUUUUGGUAUUGGUCCAAAAUCUGCUACUGUGCCUGUUUAUUCUUCUGAAGCUGCUCCUGCUCCAAUUCGUGGUGCCCUAACUAUGUUGUGGCAAUUUUUCACAGCUGCAGGUAUUGCAUUAGGUUAUGUGUUUUCAUUGGCAUUUUUCCAUGUUCCAGAUCAUGGUAUUGGUGGUGGGUUAAAUUGGAGAUUAAUGUUGGGGUCUGCAAUGUUGCCUGCAACUUUGGCUUUGUUUCAAAUUCCUUUUAUUCCUGAAUCCCCAAGAUGGUUGAUGGGUAAAGGUCGUUUUGCUGAAGCUUACAAAUCACUAAGAUCUAUUCGUAAUCAUGAUAUCAGUGCUGCAAGAGAUUUAUUUUAUCAAUAUGUUUUAUUACAAGAGGAGGAAUCAUUUGAUGCUCCAACUACUCAAAGAUUAAAAGAAUUGUUUACAAUUAGAAGAAAUAGAAAUGCAACAAUUGCUUCAUUUAUUGUUACAUUUAUGCAACAAUUUUGUGGUAUUAAUGUUAUUGCUUAUUAUUCAUCCACUAUUUUCGUUGAAGCUAAUUUUGCUGAAUUAAAUGCCCUUGGUGCUUCAUUAGGGUUUGGUGUUAUUAAUACCGUUUUUGCAUUACCAGCUUUUUUCACAAUUGAUCAUUAUGGUAGAAGAUUUUUAUUAUUGAUGACUUUUCCAUUAAUGAGUGCAUUUUUAUUCCUUACAGGGUUUUCAUUCUGGAUUGAUAAAGAUACUCAUCCAGAUGGUAGAAUUGGUUCAAUUUGUUUGGGUAUUUAUUUAUUUACAAUUUUCUAUUCAUUUGGUUCAGGUGUUGUUACAUUCCCAUAUACUGCUGAAUGUUUCCCAUUAUAUAUUAGAACUUUGGGUACUUCAAUAAUGAUUGGUAAUUUAUGGUUUUGGAAUUUUAUUUUGGCAAUUACAUGGCCUUCAUUAUUGGAGGCUUUUAAACCUCAAGGUGCUUUCAGUUGGUAUGCAGGUUGGAAUAUUGUUGGAUUUUUCUUAGUUUUAUGGUUUUUACCAGAAACAAAAUCUUUAACUUUGGAAGAAUUGGAUGAAGUGUUUGAUGUUCCUGCAAUGACCCAUGCUAGAUAUCAAACUGUUGAAUUAUGGCAUAGUUUCCAAAUUUACAUUUUGAGAAGAAAGGAUAUUGUUAGACAACCUCCAUUACAUAAACAUCAUAGAUUGGCUGUUACAAAUACUGAAUGGGAUGACAAGCCUCAAACUCAACAAAUUGAAUGA
Hansenula anomala is the source of this 1965-nucleotide messenger RNA. RefSeq lists its product as uncharacterized. The coding region runs from base 1 to 1965 and encodes 654 amino acids. Gene Ontology annotation, biological process: transmembrane transport. Gene Ontology annotation, cellular component: membrane. The record is from RefSeq and is a predicted model, not a curated record. Lineage: Eukaryota; Fungi; Ascomycota; Saccharomycetes; Phaffomycetales; Wickerhamomycetaceae. The transcript has a single exon. Gene Ontology annotation, molecular function: myo-inositol:proton symporter activity.